AAAAAGUUGUACACUUUAAAUGGUGCGACAGGAUAUUAUUUUUUUGUAACAUUUUCAGUUCAAAAAGGUAAAUAAAUAAAUGUAAAAGGUGUUAAUAUAUUAAAAAAUGAUUGUAAGAUAGAAUUUUGUAAGUGACAUUCCUUAAUUUUUUGUGUCGUUUGAAUUAAACAUUUUUUCAUCGUCAUGGCGCAAUCAAUUUGCUAAUGGCAGCCAUUUUUCUUCAAUGCAAAAGUGAAAAUUCACAUUAGAUAAACAUUGCGUAGCAUUUUUGUUUUUGUUUUGGAAAAUGAAUUAGUCUUGCCAACAAUUUAAAAAAAAUGGCAUAAUAUAAAUAAAAAAAAUAUAACAUUAAUUUACUUCAAAAUAGAAAAACCUAACAAGAAAUAGAAAAUUGCAACCACAUAAAAAUUAAAGAUUACUAAAAUAGAUGGCAAACAAUUUAAAAAUUUACUAAAACUAAAAUACAUACAUACAUACUUCAAAAAAACAAAUAAAUAAUUAACGAGGAAAAUUCAUUUGGAAACACAAAUUUAAAGUUUGAAAAAGAAUUUUAACUAUAAAUUUUAAAGAUAAAUUGCAACUAUAAGAAAGAUACAUACAAAGAAAAAAGGAAAUAAUAUACACAAUAAAAUUGUAACAGCUGUCAGCAAAAAGAAAAGGUGCAAAAAAUAUAUCACGACUCUAAGGAUCAAAAAAAAAUGAGAUAAAAUACUAAGCAACAUGAAUUUUUAAAAAAAAUCCAUUGAUAGUUGAUUUUGAAAUUUACGAAUUAUUUUAACAGUUAUAUAUAUUUACAUAUAUACAUAUAUAUUGAUUAUACAUAAUAAUUAUUGUUAAAAUUUACAUUAUUGUAAUGUAAGAACAAAAGAAAGUAAUUUUUAAAAAUAUUUAUUUGAAAGAAAAUAUAAAAUAGAUUAUUUUUUUUUAUUUUAAUAUUUUUCUUCGUUUACAAAUCUGUUCUAUUUUAUUAACCAACAUUUAAAAAAAUUUCAAAAUAAUAUUCUUUUGAUAUUAUUAUUAACUGGAACUGCUAAAAAAAAAGAAUACAAGUAUUAAAAUUUAUUUUUAAACAAAAUAUUAAUUGAAAGAGGUUUCAAACAUCUUUACAAGAAGCUCUAUUUAAUAUACAAUUUUUGCAGCUAUAUAAAAGUUUGUUGAAAAAAAUAUCUUAAAUUACAAAAAAAAUUCUUGAUUGAACAAAAUUAAAAAAAAAAAUUUAAUUUUUUUUUGCGUUUUUUACUUAAAUUUUUUUAAAACAGCAACAAAAGAAAACGCAAAAGAGCAGAUUUUAAAACGCUUAAAAAUAUAAUUUUAAUUAAAAUCAAAAAAUUACAAAAAAAAAAUAUAUAUACAUAUAUAAAUAUUAUAAUUGAGUUAUACAAAAUGGCAAAUCAAAAUAUUAUCAAUAACAAUUUAAAAUUGUUAUCUUACAUUGAGGCACCAUUGCAACAUGAAUAAAAAACUACGAAACAAUAAUCAGAUAGGCCAGCAGCGUCUACUGUUUAGGCGCCCAAUAAAAGCGGCCAAUAAAUCCAAUUUCAUUGAAAUUGGAUUUUAUAUAAUAUCUGAAUGACACUGUUUCUAAAUAGUUUUAAGGUAUGAAGUAUCCCCAGCUUGUAUCAACACGUGCGGUGAACGCCAUCUCUGAUUGGUUAGUAUCACGAUUGGAGCAAUUAGGCGUUGAGGCACCUCUAAUCUAUUCUAGACUUCUUUUAUCUCUUUUACAUUCAUCUGUUCAGAUAAACGAUCCUAUUGAGUUCAACAAUUUAGAAACAUAUUUAACUAAUCGAAAGGGUCAAAAACGCCAUCAUCAUUAUUAUCCUCCAACGGAUGCAAAUACACUAAAAAAAUUAACAGCAAUUCAAUGUCUUACUGAAGCUGUCUCUUCUGAACAAGAGAUAUCUAAUAUUGAAACACUAGUUGAUGAAUUGUGCGAUAAAUUGAAUGAUAUAGAAAAGCAACUAGAUUCUGAUGAAAACGAAUAUCAAACUAUUGGGCAAAUAUUAAAUUUUAUAACUGUAGUUGGAUCUGCAACCGAAACAAGUGAUAUUGGAGCUAGUACUAGUGUUUCGCUAUCAUCUUCGUCAUCAUCAUCAUCAAAAGCAACAGAAGCGGAUAGCUCUUCUUUUGUUACAUCUUCUACAGAAGAAUAUAGCAAAAGCUAUAGUAUUCGAAAUAAAAAUUCUAUUAAUUUGAAUAUAUUUACUAAACAACGUAAUAAUAAAUCUAAUAAAGCUCGUGUUAUUAUUGAUUUAAAAGAUAUUGAAGAUCCUCGAAAACGUUAUUAUAAUGCGUUUCCAGCAUUAACUAAAGAGAUGGAAGAUUCUUUUAGAAAUUCUAAUCGUUAUACCAAAGCACUUACAUGGCCAAAUGACAAAACAACGUCAUUUAUUCAACAACGUAUUAAUAACACUAAUAUAAAUAAUAACCUUAAUAACAAUAAUACUAAUAAUAAUAAUAAUAUUAAUAAUAAUAAUAAUAAUCAUAAUAAUAAUAAUAACAGUAAUAAUAAUAAUAAUAAUAAUAAUAAUAGCAACAACAAUAAUUAUAAUAAUUCACAUAAUAGUAGCAAAACUAAUAAUAAUAACAUCCACAGUAUCAACUAUAGUAAUAAUAAUAGCAAUAAACACUCUUUUAACACUGAUAGUAACUAUUUCAAUUCUACUAAUAUUAAUAACCAAAAUGAAAUGUAUAAUAAAAAUAAUCACAAUUUAAGCAACAUUAAUACAGCUGGGGUGAAAAGAAAACCAAAACGUCGACGAAAUCAAGCUUUAUCUAAAGGCCGAACGAACAAUAAUCAUCAACGGAAAAGUUCUUAUUCAGGAAACUGUUCCCCAACCUGGGAUACGGAUUUCGAGGGAUCGUGGGAAAUGGGUCGCGACUUAAUAAAAGAAUUUAUAGUCAGAGAAAAUAACCGAAAUCGUAGUACAUCAGAAAGUGCCGCAUAUAAUGAAGAUUUAAGUAAUAUUAGUAACAAGAAAAGAGAUGGUAAUGUUGUAAAUAACACUAUUAAUGAAGAAAUUAAAAGUGAGAAAUUCCAAACUGUGAAUGAUCGAGAAGAAAAUGCUGAAAACAUAUUUUAUGGUUUAACAUCAAUAAAUCAUUUAAAUAAAAAUUCAUUUCUGUCGAAUUUGUUGCAAAAUAAAGAAAACUUGGCAACAAAUUUAAAUGGUCCAAAAUUUCAAUAUUCAAUUUCAUCAGAUAUUAUGCAACCCGAAAUUUCAAGCACUACAAAUGCUAACAAUACUCCUUUUGUAAACUCUAAUAAUUUGAAUGUUAAUAUGGAUCAAAAUAAUUUAUUAAGUGAUGAGGGAUAUUCAACUCAUGAAAAUUUAACUUCAUUAUCAGAGUUAGAUACUAGUGGCAUGGAAAACAUUGACACUGAGAAACAGUUUAAAAUAAAAAAUGAUCCUCGUUUGAGUUCUGCGCAACGUCGCUUGUACGAAAGAGAUAUGAUAAUUGAUAAUAAUGAUGACUCUUCAAUGAGUUUUUGUUCUAAUAUCGAGCAGCAACAGUAUGAUUUUGCACAAUUUAAAGCGAAAUUUAAUAGCAGUGUUGAGGCAUUAUGGAGAAACAACGCCGAUCAAAAUGACAAUUCCAAUUUUUCAGGCACAUCAGAGGAAUUAAGAUCCUUACCAUCAGUGCAACAAAAUCAGGGCUUAAAUAGUUUUUGGACAAAUUACUAUAAUCAUCGUUAUGAUAAUAAUAAAUUUGAAAACAUAAACGAGGAAAAUCAAUCAGAAAAUAUUGAACAAAGAGAUUUUUUAUCUAUGCCAAACCAAAAUAAUGUAAUAACAGUUUCAAAACAGACUCCGUCUUUAUUUUUACAAGAUUCCAUUUGGUCAGACUCAUCAAAAAAUUAUGAUGAUGACGAAAGCUUUUAUGCUGGUGUUAAAAAGUCCAUGCAAUAUAAAAAUUUUAAGGAAAAAAGUAUUUGUGAAAAUUAUCCCCAUGAUAUUACAAAAUGUCAAGAAGGUAUUAACGAAAUUACUUUUGAAGAGCAGCCUACAAAUUCUGUGGAUCAUCAAAAUUCGAUUUCUAAUUUGAAUUAUGGGGCUAGAGAAAUGGUAUUGCACAACCUCUAUAAUAUUGCACCUAAUAAUCUACAACAAAAUGAUGCUACAAACUAUGUGCAACCUUAUAUAAGCGAAGCAUAUAACGAAGAAAUUUCUUCUUAUAAUAAGCACCCACAACAGACGUUUCAGCAAAUAAGCCUUAAAGAAAAUGAAAGUUUUAUCAAUGAUCAGUACAGAAAAUAUAAAGAUCGUUUCAAGUCAAUAUCACCACCCAUAACGUUAGAAAAUCAUGCAAAGAGCAGUGCAUUUAUUGAGUAUUCGAGAAUUAAAAACCAAAAUAUUGACAAUUCUCCGCAAUCUAAUUAUCAAGAAGCCCAUUUUGAUAAAAAUAUGCUGUCCAAAACCUACGUGCCAACUUAUACUGAAGAUGAAAAUUUGCUCACAUCUGACCGCACACAUUUUCGACCAAUUAAACAAACCUAUGUAGACGGAUAUGUAUUUGACAUAUGCAAUUAUUUAGACGAAAUCGAAUAUGAGAGGUCACAUAGUGGAUUUUUGUGCUAUGACGGGGAAAAGUUUUUAGAAUUCAAUAAAUUUGAAGGUGGUGCAGUUUUGUGUGAAGGUGAUAAACAUUCUCUAAACGAAAAAGUACAAGGUGCGCAAAAUUCAAAAUAUUCUAGCAAAAAUAUUGUAACAAAGAAGUACGAAGAAUUUGUCUUAAAAUUUCGUAUAAACAACAAAAAUGAAAAAUAUUGUCAAACUGAUCCACCACCACGAAGUCCACAUGAAAUGUCUUUGGAAAACAUUACAGAUUUGCAAAAUCUUAGGAUUAAAAAUUUCAAUGAAAACUAUUAUAGUCAUUUUAUUAGCGAAUCAGAAAGUGAAAAUGCCUCAAAUUAUUGUUGUUUCGAAGAAGAAAAUAGAAGCUCUACCAGUACUGAAGAUUAUGAAAAAUUUGAUAAUUCAUUUGUUUAUAGCUCAUCAAACAACAAUGGUACAAUAGAAUCAGCAAAAGCAGCAGCAGCAGUUAUAAUGGCAGCAGUUGCCAAUAACAACAAUCAGUUUGCUUCAAGUAAAAAAUUACCAAACUGGUCCAUGUUUGACAUACGUCAAAAAUGUUCGGCUAAUAUGGAUCUAAAUAAGUAUAAGUCAAUUGGAAAUAACAACGAUAACCAUACUCUAUGGGGCUCAUGUGCAGCCUGUAAUUUCAAUCAAGAAUUAGAGUCAUUUCCGGCAAAUCGCUUACUUAAAGAUGAAUUAAAAAUUGAAGGCGAUGAAAUAAUGUCUGACUUAAAAUAUAUGCAAGAUUUGUUUAUUGGAAGUGAUUGGGAAGAAGGAACAUGUAGUAGUAGCGGAGGCGAUAGCGAUAAUUUAGCUAGUGACAUCGUUGAAACAGAUUUCGAAAUUGUCGGUAGUUCCGAUAAAAAUAAAAAAUCGAAAAACAAAAAACUGUUAUUUUCAAAUGAAAAUAAUUUUUUAUGUAACGAAUCCGUUAAAAGCAAUAAUAUGGAAAACAUCCCAUUUAAAGACGAAAUGCAAACCGAUUUAUAUUAUAAUGUUACAAAACUUAUAGCUGAUUUAUUAAGACCAGAAAAUGCAAAAUCCUUGGCAAAUGCUCUUGGUGAAGCAGCUAUUCAAGCUGCUAAUGUUCAUGCAAAAAUAAAUAAUAAAAAUAAUACACACAAGGAAUAUAAACGAAAUGAUACGGAGAUUGAAAGUUUUUGCGGUGGUUUAUUAACCAAUGAUGAGCAGAUAAUCUGGAAACAUAAUGAGCUGAAGCCUCUGGAUAAAUAUUUAACACGAUUUAAUAGCAGCAGCAACAACAAUAACAAUUUACUUGAUGCAAAUGAUUCCUCUGGGAAACUAAAAUGGGAACACUCAAACUUAGCUGAUAUCUGGAAACAGGAACUUAAGACAAGCUCCAAACAAAAUUUUCCAGGCAAAACUGAAGCUCAGUAUAAAAAGGAAAAUUUCGAAUUUGAGCAUUUAAAACAUAUCAGAUACGGUAGCGAUAAUAAUUGCAAAUCUUCUAAAACAUAUUUUAAAAAUAAUGAAAAUGAAAAUCUGCCCAAGACUUAUUCUAACAAUAUGAAUCAAAAAGUUGGAACAUCAAACAUAUCUGAAAAUAGCAACAUUCUCAAAGAAACUAACACGGAAAAUGCAGAAUCUUUAAAAAAUGAAUCUUCGACACCAUUUAAUAUAAAUAGUAAUCCUUACUUCGGAUUUACAAGAAAAAAUAAUCGUAUCGAUCGUAAACGUCGUCAUUCAGCUUCACAAAUGGUAACAAGUUCUUGCAAUAAGGAAAUAUCUUCAAUUAUACCGAAUGAAGGCCAAAAUUUUUCCGAAAUCGUGAUAUCGUCGACUAACAACAAUAAUAUAUCUAGCGACGUUUUCUCAAAAGGUUCAUCAAAUAUAAACGAAAACCCAAGCAAUACCACCAUCAAUAAUAUUAUUGGUAAUGGAAAAGAAAAUUUAAAAUUUGAAAUAAGUAACAAUUGCAGAAAUUUUCUACAUAAUUACCAAAAUAUUAUUGGUGGUGGUGAUUCAAAAAAAGAAAAGAAACAUUUCAAUUUUUAUGAAAACUUUAUACUUGGUGGGAAUAAAAUCGAAUUGAUGGGAAAAGAUUUGUUAAUCAAAGCUAAGUUGAAUGAUUAUGUUGUUAAUAUGAGUGAUGAUAAUGAUGAAACGAAAGUCACAUCAACUACAACAUCAAACGAUACAACAGCAUCAUCAACAAGUGGUGCAACAAUAAUUUCUUGCAAUUUAUGGGCCCUAAACACUAAACUGGAUAUGGCUAAGGAUUUUGAUUCAAAUGAUUCAGCUUUUUGGCAGAAAAAUAUUGGUUAUUUAGAUUAUGGCUACAAUAAUGUUGAUGAUAUAUCUUCUAUUAGUCCUUCAUCGAUUUUAAAACAUGUUGCAUUGGUUUCUCGACCCUUAACUCGUUAAAUUGAAAAGUAAAUUAAUAAAACAAAAAGCAAAACACAAAAAAAAAAAAAAACGAAAAAAAUUAAUAAUUAAUCCUUUUAUUGUUUUGUUAUGUUAACUUUUUUUGUUUCUUUAAAGUACAGUUCGUUUCAAUUUUUAUUACUGUUAUAUUCUUCUUUAGUAUCCAUAAUUUACAUAUUAACUAAAAAAAAACUUAUUUGAAAUUUUCAAAAUAUUUAAAUUUAGAAAGUUUUUUCGUUUUAUAUGCUACUGAUAAUGUAUUUUGGGUCAAAUUUGCGAUUAAAUACAAGAAAAAGUAUUUCGAAAGCUCAAUGCUUUAUAAUAUAACUCCGAAACUUUGAAUGACUCAUUUAAAAAUUUAAAUGUAGAGUCUAGAAAAUCGCAAUUUUGCGUUAAUAUAUUUAGCGUUCGAAAUACAUUAUCAAUAAUAUUAAAAAAUUACAUAUGUAUGUAUUGGUUUAAAUAUUUUAUUUCAUAAAGUUAUUCGAAAUAACAGUAGUUUGGUGACUAAACUGUUAAAUAAUUUUUUAAAAUAAUGUUUACAAAAUAACCUGUUUAAAAAUGUUUCAAAUAUUGUGCUUUUUCGGUAUUUUAAGUUUGUAUUAAAUAUUGUAUAAAAUAAUUUUACUUUGUAUAAUAGCAAAAUUAUGUUAUGUACAAACUUUGAAAUCCGAAUUUUUUAUCACAUUUUUUCAAACAAACUUAUACUACUGCCUAAAACAAAAAGAACUAAAUCUACAUAAUUAAAUUCAAACACAAAAGUUUUUCAGGUUUUUAACUCUUAAUAAAUUAUAGUUUGAAAAUAAGAAGAAAAACUAAAACAAAGACUAUAAUGAUACAAUAUUUUGUUUAAAGUUUAUAUUUAAUACAUUGCAUAUUAAGUUCGUUCACUUUAAAAACCGAAAAAUAAAUUAAAAUACCGAAAAAGCCUAUCAUUUCAAAUAUUCUAAAUAAUUAAAUCCAAUAUAUAUGAUUAUAAGUCUACAUUUUAAAUUCUAAAUGUUUUGUAACAUUCAAGUUAAAUUUUACGUAUAAUGUAAAAAUUACAUUUCUAAAACAAAAACAAAGUAGAACAAGUUAAAGUAUAUUUUUUAAAUAAAUUUAAAAAUUCAAAUAUAAAUUUUAAUUUCAAUCAAUUCUUUUUUUCUUUUUAGUAAUUAGGAAUAAAAUUCCUUCAUAAAUACUUGGUAUUUACCAAACCAAAAAAAAAAAAUAUUUAAAAAAGUUUAAGAAAAGCAUAUAUAUUUCUUUUUUAUGUAAUAAAUAUAUAUAUUUAUAAAAACAAAAAAUAAAAAAAAUAAUACAUAUUUCAUAUAUAAAUAAGUGAAUAAUGAUGAAAUUAUAAUUUUUCAUUUUGAGUAAUAUAUUAUUUGCAAACACACAAUUAUUCAAUUUAACGAUUUAUUAAAGUUGAUGAAUUUAUUUAUUCCAAUUAGUCACUAAGCCGAAUAGAGCCUUUUUUAAAGUAAAUUUUUGGUGUUAUAAUUCUUAUCUAAUACUUUUUCCUGAUAACUUAAAUAGUGCAAUUAUAAAGAACUUUACAGUGCAUUCACUUUUUAUUGCAUAAAGCUAAGUACCCUUUUUUUAAUUAGAAAUAAGGAAAUAUACUAUUGGAUAAGUCUUCUAUACUGCGUAACAGCAUUUUAUAGAAUUUGUUAUUUAUUUUUUAAAUAAUAACACAAGUACUACAGAUUAACAAGCACCUAAUUUGAAAUUUUAAUAAAUUUAUAUUGUUUUUCAAUCAAUAUUUAGAACUUUGCUCUGUCAUUUGUAAAUUUUCACUUUUAUCUUUAUAAAUUCAUUAACGGUAAUAAAUAAGUUAACAAGUUUUCUUUUUUAUUUUCGUUGCGUUUUAUUAUUUUUUUUCCUGUUGUGUUUAGAUGUAUUUAAAAUAGAACAAAAAUGAAAAAUAUUAACAUUAUGUAUGUAUGUAUAUAAAAAAUUUAAUGUGUUUCAGAAUAAAAUUUAUCAAGAGAUUUGGGAAAAAAAAAAAAUUUUUUUUGUUUUUGUUAUUUUGAGAACAAGAAAAUGUUAAAAACAUUCAACCUCCGAUUGUUAUUAAUU
Condylostylus longicornis is the source of this 9026-nucleotide messenger RNA. RefSeq lists its product as uncharacterized. Lineage: Eukaryota; Metazoa; Arthropoda; Insecta; Diptera; Dolichopodidae. The coding region runs from base 1599 to 6962 and encodes 1787 amino acids. The transcript has 8 exons. The record is from RefSeq and is a predicted model, not a curated record.